This is a messenger RNA of Trichoderma gamsii, 1068 nucleotides long. Its product is annotated as D-isomer specific 2-hydroxyacid dehydrogenase. The record is from RefSeq and is a predicted model, not a curated record. NCBI's taxonomy places the organism in Eukaryota, Fungi, Ascomycota, Sordariomycetes, Hypocreales, Hypocreaceae. Gene Ontology annotation, molecular function: NAD binding; oxidoreductase activity, acting on the CH-OH group of donors, NAD or NADP as acceptor. The transcript has 3 exons. The coding region runs from base 1 to 1068 and encodes 355 amino acids.
AUGGGCCACAUCACAGCAGACGACAAACUCCUCCUGCACAUCCCCAUGCCCCUCCCCGAAUCCUUCUUCGCCGCCGCCGCCCAGCGCUUCCCCCAGCUGCGCAUCCACUACGAAGUCGCCCCCGUUGUCAACUCCCGCCUGAUGAACUCCAACGAGCUGCCCGACGACGUCUGGGACGGCGUCACGAUGCUGUGCGUCAUGCCGCCGCCCAGCCCCGAGCGCAUGAAGAAUGUCAAAUUCGUCCAGCUGGCGUCUGCGGGCAGCGAUUUGUGGAUUGGGCAUGAGGCAUAUGACAACAAGGAUAUCACGUUUUGCUGUACAAGCGGAGCUCACUCAGUUCAAAUCGCCGAAUGGGCCAUUGGCGCAUGGCUCGCCCACGCCCACAACUUCCGGACCUUCAUGGCCCAAGCAGACAACGAAGACUGGGACAUGAAAAUGAGCCUCAGCGGCUCAACAACCGACUCUCCCGGGCUCCGAAUGGGCAUCCUCGGAUACGGCUCCAUCGGCCGCCAAGUCGCCCGCCUCGCCCACGCCCUCGGCAUGGAAAUCUACGUCCAAACCUCCAGCCCCCGCACCACCCCCGAGUCCAAGAAGCUCCACGAGUACCACGUCCCCGGCACCAGCGACCCGGACGGCCUCCUCCCCGCAAAAUGGUUCUCCGGCUCCGGCCCCGAGGCCAUCAACCACUUCCUCAGCCAGGACCUGGACGUCGUGCUGCUCAGCCUGCCCAUGAGCCCCGAGACCAAGGGGUGCAUCGGCGCCGAGCAGUUCAAGAUCCUCGGCAAGAAGAAGCCCUUCCUCAUCAACGUCGCGCGGGGCCCCAUUGUCGACACGCCCGCUCUCAUUGAGGCGCUGGAGACAGGCCUCGUGCGUGGUGCCGCUCUGGAUGUCACGGACCCGGAGCCUUUGCCCAAGGGCCACCCGCUGUGGAAGGCUCCGAAUGUCUUCAUCACGCCUCAUAUCAGCUGGCAUUCUUCGCGCCUGACUGAGCGUAUAUCAAACAUCAUCUUGGAGAACUUGGAGCGGUGGGAUAAAGGGGAGCCUCUUCUCAACCGAGUCAAACGAUAG